This is a messenger RNA of Caenorhabditis elegans, 1230 nucleotides long. It is a transcript of the gene clec-75, whose product is annotated as C-type lectin domain-containing protein. The record is from RefSeq and is marked reviewed. The transcript has 8 exons. Gene Ontology annotation, molecular function: carbohydrate binding. NCBI's taxonomy places the organism in Eukaryota, Metazoa, Nematoda, Chromadorea, Rhabditida, Rhabditidae. The coding region runs from base 1 to 1230 and encodes 409 amino acids.
AUGUUACUCAAACUUUUAUAUCUUGCAAUACUUGUUGGCAUAGUCUAUGCUAUUUGCCCGGACAGUAAUGACCAGGAAAUCAACAAACUGUGCUUCAAAUUUGUGGCUCAAAAGAUGACAUACAAUGAUGCUCGUAAUUGGUGUCAUCACCAGAAUCCAGUUGGUCCUUCCUAUUUGGCGUAUGUUCCGAAAAAGGAUACAAGCAGUUACUUGGCAUUCUACGCUCGUUCUGCAUUCGGCGUAGACGCUCAACAAUUUUGGAUUGGUCUAUUUAGGAAUGUUUCUUCUGGCAUGUUAUCAUGGGAUAACGGACUGCCCGUUGGCUAUACUAACUUUGGUAGCCACGUUGGAGAAAACUAUUUUUAUGAGAAAAUCUCAAAUACGAAAUGGGAUACUCUGGGAGAUAAUGAUGUGAAUUAUUUUGUGUGUAGUUAUGAUCCAAUGGUUAAACCAUCGACAAUGAUGACAAGUACAAUGAAAAGCACAACGACCACCGAAUUGGUAAAUCCUUCUUGCCAACAUGAUGAUAAGAAAAUUGUUUUCUUUGCUUACUCAAAUGAUCUGGAUCCAACUGUUCUGUUGAACGCAUUGCGUGAUAACUAUUUGUAUUAUAGCAACGUCAGUUUUGCGGUUGCGAGAUUCGAUGCUCUUGAGCCAUUCACUAUUUCGUACUUUAGUGUAUAUCAGCAAGUUGUCUCCUACGUUUCCUCUCAUCUACCCAAUUCUACAUUGGCAUUCGGGGAUAGUACAACAGGAAGUAAUGUGUUGGAUGUUAUUAAUUACCUCGAAAAAAAUUUUCUCAGAAAAUUUGAAUUUUCCGGCAAAUUUUGUCGUAGGGCGAGAUGGAUGCCACUAGAAGAAAAAUAUCCAAUCUACGCAGUCAACGCAAGAGUUUCUGGAAAUGGGUCUCAAGUGCUUCCUCCAAUGUCCGUGCCACGAAUGGAUGAUUUCUUGAUGGUGAUCACACUUCAAAGCCAUGUGCCGCUUAGCAAUUUCCAAUCUGCAAACCUUAGAUGGUAUAACAGCCAAUCUUCCGACUCGAGCAGUUUUCCAGUGUACCCACCCUUGGGUUAUACCAAUAGUAAUACCGAUGGUAUCAGAAAAAUUCUACAUGCACUUGUCUAUAAUAUGACCAUUGAUUAUGCCUACACCAAUAGCAAUGUCGAAACUAUGCAGAUUAGGGUGUUCAGCCAAUCUGCUACCAACUACUGGCUGCCGUAUUCGGAUUGA